AUGGCUGGCAAAUUCGAACCUAAAACUCCUGUUACUUUAAACCCACCGAAAUACGAUCCUAUUUCAGUGGAAGAACUUGAAAAAUGCAACGGUGCUGAUAGUGAUAAAUGCUAUGUUGCAAUUAAGGGCAAAGUCUAUGACGUAACGGGCAAUACAGCAUAUCUACCCGGUGGUUCUUAUCAUGUAUUCGCCGGUCAUGAUGCCUCCCGCGCCUUAGCCAAAACUUCUACUUCCGCUGCCGAUGUAUCCUCCAACUGGUUCGAUCUCGACGAUAAAGAAAAGGGUGUACUUAAUGAUUGGAAUACUUUCUUCUCGAAACGAUACAAUAUUGUUGGUUUGGUGGAUGGAGCGCAGAAUCUGGAACCAGAGGGCAAAACAGAGGGUAACUCAAGUUGA
This is a messenger RNA of Sclerotinia borealis F-4128, 396 nucleotides long. The record is from the annotation of a GenBank genome assembly. Lineage: Eukaryota; Fungi; Ascomycota; Leotiomycetes; Helotiales; Sclerotiniaceae.